Messenger RNA from Caenorhabditis briggsae, 1458 nucleotides. It is a transcript of the gene Cbr-eat-16, whose product is annotated as Protein CBR-EAT-16. The transcript is spliced from 8 exons. The record is from RefSeq and is a predicted model, not a curated record. Gene Ontology annotation, biological process: G protein-coupled receptor signaling pathway; intracellular signal transduction; regulation of G protein-coupled receptor signaling pathway. NCBI's taxonomy places the organism in Eukaryota, Metazoa, Nematoda, Chromadorea, Rhabditida, Rhabditidae. The coding region runs from base 1 to 1458 and encodes 485 amino acids.
AUGAUGCCACCGUUGACCAAGAUCGAGGUGCUUGCGAAGCGUGUGAUGGAGGGUGCACAACUGAAAACCCACAAAUACUUCCGAAUCGCUGUGCCUCACGCCAUCACUGGUCAACAGUUGAUAGCUCUCGUUUUGGAACGAGGUGCUCCUGAUGACGAGGCAGAGGCCAGUCACUUAGCAAGCCUCCUUCUCCAUCACGGAUACAUGUUUCCCGUUAUCGAACAUGGUCAACCUUUCAAAGAUGAUGGGACUCUCUACAGGUUACAGAGGCCAUAUUUCUGGCCGUCUCAAGCUGAACUUGUUCCUGAUGUGGAAUACGCAAUCUACCUCAAUAAACGACUGCUUAGAAAUGAACAAAAACACGGGUUAGAAGAAGAUGAAGUCGAAUCCUUCAACAGGCUAGCAGAUGUCUUGGCUCACAUGUGGGCAUUCAUCGUUCAACAAUCAGAACUCCAACUGAAACAGCAAAAAGAGAAGAAAAAGGUUGAUAAAGUUGUGUUCGAUUCGGAAGAACGAGCGUUCUGGAAAAUUCGAAAACCGAGCAGAGGAGGUCCCAACUUUCUCGAAGACCCCUAUAUGAAAAUAGAGAAGAAAAUACGACGGCAGAAUGCACAAGGCUACCGAUGUCUAAUGGAUCGAUUACGAUUUGCUAUAAAAACAAAACCUUGGUUGAAGGCUCUUAAGGCAUCCGAUACAAUGGUGACUUGGGUUGAUCAACGAGCGGAAUUCGAUCCUUUCCUACAUCCUCCACAGCCAUCUAACCCUUGGAUUAGUGAUGAGGCAUCUUUCUGGAAUCAACCAACCGACACAUCGAGUGCCGAAAUCCCCACAGAAAAACGGGUAAAACGAUGGGGUCUGUCUGUACAGGAGUUGGUCAAGGAUCCGAUUGGACGACAAGUCUUAGAGACUUUCCUAGAAUCUGAAUUUUCUUCCGAAAAUAUACGAUUUUGGAUAGCAAUACAGGAUUUAAAAUAUGCUCCGAAUGAGCAGAUUUAUGAGAAAGCAGGGAGAAUACGAGAAGAAUUUUUGGCUCAAGGAGCACCUGCACAAGUUAAUGUUGAUUCAAGAACACUCGAUAUGACGUUGGAUUGCAUAGCAAAAGCAAAGGAUGCUUCUCAAAUGAGAUUCGCAUUUUACAAUUCUGAAGAACACGUCUUCACAUUGAUGGCCAAGGACUCCUACCCUCGAUUUGUUAGGUCUCAAAUCUACAAAGCCGUUUUGACAGCUGCCCAACAACAUGGUACAAAACGACUAGGAUGGAGAAACUUCGUCUUCAACAUGGGUACUACUAAAAAACCAACUUCCAGUAAACCGUCGAAGGCAAGAUUUUCCAGGGUGAUUAUGUAUGAAAACUUUGAUUCUCUUCAGCCGCAAGACUCAAUCGGUACCAGUCAAGCUCUACCCAAACAAUUGUCAUCAGAUUCAUUGCCAGUUCGGCAGGCUCAUGGUGCCAAGUAA